Neospora caninum is the source of this 1923-nucleotide messenger RNA. RefSeq lists its product as hypothetical. The record is from RefSeq and is a predicted model, not a curated record. Lineage: Eukaryota; Apicomplexa; Conoidasida; Eucoccidiorida; Sarcocystidae. Bases 1 to 1923 code for a protein of 640 amino acids. The transcript has a single exon.
AUGUACAACGGCGUGGGUCUCCAGACGGCGCGAGGUUCGGGGACGAAUGGGUACAUUCAAAGAAACUACUCGUUUCUGCGUCAGCGCCGCACGGACUUGGCGCGUCCGGGCGAAGCGCUGAAGCCGAUUGUCGGGAAGAAGCCGAAGACGUCGCUGGAGCCGGACGCGAAUCUUCUUCUCCACGAUGAGAAGCGCAAGGUCGAGGUGAAGCUGGUGGAGGAGCGGGAGUUUCUGCUGGCCGAGGGCAAGAGUGAACAGCAAGUCGAGAAGAUGAUCAGGAGUUUGCGCAGCCGCAUGAUGAAGGACGUGGAAGUCGCCUUUCACGCGAGACAAGGUUCUCAUGCCCAAGGCCUCUUUGGGACUUCCACUUUCGUCCCAGGGCGAGGCUACCGCACCAACGAGGGCCGGUCGACGGGACUCGGCAAGGGACAGGGAGAGACGUCUUCGCAUGCAGUCGCCGCGCGGAAGCAGGAGAAGCUGCGAAGCGCCGCAGGCGCGCUGAACAUUGACGAGUCGCGACACGAGAUCGGGCUGGCCUUCGACUUCAAGAAGCAACAGGAACUGAAGGAGGCUAGACAGCGAGAGUGGGAAGAGCGGAAACGGAAGAUGGUGGAGGAGCGCAGAGACUUCUUGCUCCAGGCGAGGAAGCAGCGAAAGGCGGAGAAGAAGAAGAGGCGGGAGUUCGAGAGAGAGGCGAAGAAAGGCCGAAAAGACAAAAAGAGGGGAAAAAACAGAGACAGCGACGAAGUCUCGUCCGACUCAAGCAGCAGCGACAGCAGCUCUUCUUCUUCCUCGUCUUCGUCUUCUUCGUCUUCGUCUUCUUCGUCUUCGUCUUCGUCGUCUUCGUCUGAUGAGGAGCGGGAGAAGGCAGUCAAGAGGGAGAUGAAGAAGGAGCGACAAAAAGGCGGAGAAGCAGAAGUCCGAGGGGGGGAGAGGGGUCGGCGAGGAGAGGAAAUGCAAGACGUUUCGCGGGGUACAGAAGAAGGAAGAAAACACACGAGGAGAGACGAGGGCGACAGGGGAGAGAGAGGAAGGGGAGAACGCGAAAGAGAGCGCGGGGGAAGGGAAGAAGAGAGACACCAGCGGAGAGAGCGGGAGAGGAGAGAGGACGACGGAGACAGAGAACGGAGGAGAGAGGACGACGGAGACAGAGUACGGAGGAGAGAGGACGGCGGAGACAGAGUACGGAGGAGAGAGGACGACGGAGACAGAGUACGGAGGAGAGAGGACGACGGAGACAGAGAACGGAGGAGAGAGGACGACCGGAGAGGCAGGGCGAGGCGAGGGUCAGUCGUGUCGGAAGAACGCGAGGAAAGGUAUUACGCUAAGCGGGAACGAGGGAGAGACGACCGAAGCGUCAAGCAUGAGGAACGGAGAGAACGCGACGGAUCGAAGAGAGGAGGGUUUGAGACGAGAGAAGAGCGCAGCAGGAGAGAGAGCGCGCACGAAGACGAGGCGGCCGAUGACCGGCGCACCCCGGACCUGGCAGGCGAGAGAGAGAGAAGAAAGGAAGAGCGACACGGGCGACAAGAGCGACGCGCAAGUGCGAGGAGAGAGGACGCCGAGGAAGGAAAACCAGAAAGGAGACACGAUCGCAGAGAGCGAGACCGAGAUGAAGGGACAGCUCGCGUUCCGGUGAAGCGUGAACUCGAGGAGGAAGACGACCGAAGAAAACGAAGGAGAACCGAGAGAGAAGCGCACACGCGGAGAAAAGACCGGGACGAAGAAGAGCGUUUGUCCUCGGAACCGGCGACUCACAGUGGAGACGGGAAUUGUGCGGAUAGCGACAGGAGGGCCAGAGACGCGGAGGAACGAGGAAGGGAAGGACGAGGAGACAGGUCCAGCGGUAGACGGAACCGCGACGAAGAUCGGAGAGACGAGAGAGAACGACACAGACGGGAAGACAGGAGCGAGGAAGAGUAA